GCAAACUUUGGUAAUUGCAGUUAGCACCUGCAGGAUAAUAUCCGCGAGCAAGCAGUUGUUUUUGUUGUUUAAUAUUCGUUGUUGCGUUUCGUGUUUUCGAAAAACACUUUACCAGUUGUUCCACUAUCAGCAAUGGGAAGAUAGCUCGAUAAAGCAACAACCUACUUACCUACGUACUACCAACCUACCUAUACCUUCCCUACCUUGUCUCGGUCUAUCUAGCCUUGAUCUCAUAUCAAUUGAGAUAUAGCGCCGGAUUUUACAAUGUUCAUACUGACCAAGAUUGCGGACUUGGUCCAAAUCAAGCCGGCUCAGUUCGCCAAACUGAGCAUCGAUGCCAUAGAAGACAAUUUAAACGAGAAAUACUGCAACAAAGUUAUUCAAAAAGUGGGACUCUGCAUUUGCAUGUACGAUCUGUUAUGGGCCUCCGAGGGUCUCAUAGGUCAUGGUGACGGUCUCGUGAAUGUCAACGUCGAGUGCCGAUUGGUCAUCUUCAGGCCAUUUAAGGGAGAGGUUCUGUUCGGAAGGAUAAGUCGAUGUGUUAAAGAUGGCAUACACUUGCGCACCGACUUCUUUGAUGACAUAUUUGUCCCCUUUGACGAGCUGCCCGAGGGAGCAACGUUCGACCAUGACCAGUCUCUCUGGGUAUGGCAUGUGGAGGACCAAGAAAUGUACUAUGACAUCCACGAAAUGGUCCGAUUUCGCGUAAGCUCCGAGGAGUGGCAAGACCAAACUCCCACAAAACCUAUCGAGGGCAGUGAGCUUCCGGAGAAGAAGCCCCCUUACCGUAUCACGGGUACCAUGAAGGAAGAGGGCCUGGGUGUAUGCCUUUGGUGGGGCGAUGAUGGUGGUGGCGUGGUGGAGGAAGAGAAAGUUGAAAAUGGCGAUAUGGAGGUAGAUGAAUAACUGCGCCGGCUGCUGUGUGUGGAAUCGAAGAUGUGAACCAGUUUUUUUCAAGCCCUCAUGUAUCACGCGCCAAGUCUUUCCAGCAGCCUGUCCUCCACGUCAUCAAGAACUGAGUAGUGCUCGAUGACAGCAAGGUUCUCGGCCUCGGCCAGGAACUGCUUGUCCGGAUCGACACCUGGUCCGAACAUCUGAGGGGCUUGAGGACCCAUCUGGCCCAUCUGCUGAGCCAUUUGGUUGGCGGCUGAUAGACGAGGCUUGUAUCAACAACUAAAUACGCUGACUUCGAGCAACAUAUUGAGUAGAUGAAGGAGGCUAAACAAAGAAAGCAAACUCACCAUUGUCGCUGCC
This is a messenger RNA of Pyricularia oryzae 70-15, 1254 nucleotides long. Its product is annotated as DNA-directed RNA polymerase III polypeptide. The transcript has 6 exons. The record is from RefSeq and is a predicted model, not a curated record. Gene Ontology annotation, cellular component: RNA polymerase III complex. NCBI's taxonomy places the organism in Eukaryota, Fungi, Ascomycota, Sordariomycetes, Magnaporthales, Pyriculariaceae. The coding region runs from base 265 to 906 and encodes 213 amino acids. Gene Ontology annotation, biological process: DNA-templated transcription; transcription initiation at RNA polymerase III promoter.